This is a messenger RNA of Alligator sinensis (Chinese alligator), 1724 nucleotides long. It is a transcript of the gene CRPPA, whose product is annotated as isoprenoid synthase domain containing. Gene Ontology annotation, molecular function: D-ribitol-5-phosphate cytidylyltransferase activity. Gene Ontology annotation, biological process: protein O-linked glycosylation via mannose; isoprenoid biosynthetic process. NCBI's taxonomy places the organism in Eukaryota, Metazoa, Chordata, Crocodylia, Alligatoridae. Gene Ontology annotation, cellular component: cytosol. The record is from RefSeq and is a predicted model, not a curated record. The transcript has 11 exons. The coding region runs from base 1 to 1212 and encodes 403 amino acids.
AUGCAGGCCAGUGCGGGCGGCAGCGGGGAGCGUCUGGGGGCCGCCAGGCCGAAGCAGUUCUGCGCGCUGCAGGGGAGGCCGCUCGUUAGCCACACUGCCCGCGCGCUCGAGAGAAUAAGCUGGAUAUCGGAUAUAAUUGUGGUAGUGUCUCUUGAACACAUUGAAACAAUGAAGUCAAUUAUUCAGAAAUAUGGUCACAAACGGAUUACAGUGGUAGAAGGCGGAGUGACUCGUCACCGGUCAAUUUUCAAUGGACUCAAAAUCUUUGCAGAGAACAAGCUUUCCAAUUGUCCGCUCCAGAAACCCGAAGUAGUGAUCAUCCAUGAUGCUGUGAGGCCAUUCAUUGAGGAAGAUAUUCUAUUAAAAGUAGUUAAGGCUGCUAAAGACCAUGGGGCAGCAGGAGCAAUCCGUCCUCUUGUCUCGACUGUUGUUGCUUCCUCUGCAGACGGUUGUUUAGACCAUUCACUAGAACGUGCCAGGUAUAGAGCAAGUGAAAUGCCUCAGGCUUUCUUAUUUGAUAUAAUCUAUCAAGCAUAUCAUCAGUGCAAUGACUAUGACCUGGAUUACGGCACUGAAUGUUUGCACUUAGCUUUAAAAUACUGUAAAACGAAAGCCAAACUCAUUGAAGGAUCACCUGACCUCUGGAAGGUGACCUACAAGCGGGACCUGUAUGCAGCUGAAUCGAUUAUUAAGGAUAACCUAUCACAACAAGUUUGUGUUAUUACUGAUAUGAAAGGAGAUGCUGUGCAAGUAGGUUUUCUCCUUCAUGAAACUCUGAAAAGCCAUAUCAAACAGGUUAAACGUAUAUCAGUAUCUCUAUGCAAAGAUGAUAAUUAUAUGCAGAACAUCAUUUUAGGACAAUGCUACAAUUUUAUUUGUAUGCAUGUUAAAAAAUCUGCCUUUCAAGAAACACAACUGGUGGAUAUCCUUGAAAAUGCAAAUAUUUCUACCUUGUAUCCAGUUGUUCUCAUUUCGGUACACUUGAAUGUUUCAGAAAACGCAUCUUUCAGCAGUGAGAUGGAAGACCUAAACAGGAUUAAGGAAUUUGCAAGAGAAGUGAAAAAGAAAAAUAUUUUGGUUUAUGGUCUUCUUAUCCAUUACAAUAAGGAUGAUCCACAGCUUCAGGAGACUGUAAAUUCUGCUGCUACCAUUAUCUCUGCAUUAAUAAAGGACAGAAACCCUGAGCUGAUUGGCCAGUUGUUGGUAGCAUGAAUACUUAAAACCUAUGUAGUUGUUGGAAGUAUUUCUAUUUUAUUAUGCAUUGACAAAAAUUCACAAAACACAUUAUUCAUGAUGAAACAGUGGACAUAGAAAGUUUGCUAACAGACUUAUUUAUUGUCAACAUAAUUUUGGUAGUUAAAAUGUAUUUCUAACAUUGACAAUUUAAAGGAAACAGGCGUUGUGUGUGGUAUACUGAGUGUUAUAUUUUGACAUAGUGUUUUGAGGUACCUGCAAGAUUCUAAAUGUUUCCAGAAAGUACACAUGGGUCACCUUAGCAUUCAAGCAAAGUACAAUUUUUUCUUUGACUAGAUAACAUAUAUGUUGUUCUUUAAGAUCUGCAUUAAUAAAGUUUUCUGUCAGUGAAUAUGAUCUUAAAGCACAGCUGUUGGUCUCUACAUGAAAAUUAGUACAUUUUAUCCAGGCAAGGUUCUUUGAGUAGAUGUGAUAUCUUUUAUUAGACCAACAGAGUAAUUGGAAAAAAGUUCUUAGCAAGCUUUUGGCCG